AUGAACUCCACGACGACAAUGACGAUGACGUCGGCGACGACUACCGCGACUUCGGCGAUGGUAAGCUUCGGGGUGACCGGUUUGGCCGGGAUUCUAGAUCCCACGGACGAAGCCACGGCCAUGGCCGACGGGAGCCUCAACGUGUCCCCGGUCACCCUGUCCUCGGAUUGGUCGAGGGUCGCCAGGCUGCUGAUGCUCGCCUCCCUCGCGGUCGUCGGCAGCGUCGGCAACGUCUUCAUGAUAUCCGCCAUCAUGGUGGAGGACCACCUCAAGAAACGGGGCAACGCCUACUUGGUGAACGUAGCACUGGCCGAUCUCCUGAUCUCGGGUAUGGUGAUUCCAGCCUCGGCCAUUCUAAUUCUAGCGGGUAUGCACGACGAGUACCCGCGCGGGAUAUGCGUCUUCGAGUGGACUCUCGAGGCGCUCUGUUUCCUCGUCACCGUCAUCACCUUCGUCGCCAUAUCCGUGGAAAACUACAUGCGGCUCUGCUGGCCCGUCGAGAGAUACAUAAAAUUGACGACGAAGCGGGUGACGGCCUCUGUGCUGAGCGUGUGGCUGAUAGCGACAUUGUCGGUGGGCCUGCAAACGUACUUGGAUCUCGGGCCGAACUUGUGCAACAUAGACCGGCUCAAGCCGUUUCGCAUGACCAUCAACACGAGCGGCAUCAUAAGCGCCUGCGUCAUUGUCGGCGUCCCCAUGUUCCUCACCGUUCUCGUCUACGCCCGGCUCGUACUGCGCGUACGCGGGGCCAUGCGCGGCUCCUACAAGCCGCCCGUCACCUUCAACUGGGACUACGAGCUCACCAAGGCCAACAUGUACAGCUUCUUCUUCUUCAGCAUAUUCUGGCUACCCUUGGGCGUCACCUUUUGCAUCAGCGUGGUGAAGCCGGUCAGUCCAAAGAUCGUCAUCUACCUGGCGUGGUUCGCCCUGUCCAAGUCCUGUUUCAACAAUUUGCUGUACUGCGUGGCAGAUCGGCACUUUCGCAGCGCCUACGUCAAGCUGUUCGACUAUUGCUGCUGCAAGACGACGGUGAGCUUUUCCCGGGGCCGGCAGCGCGGCGGUGACGGCAGGUCGUCCGGCGACGUGCGCCUACGCGUCCACAUAAUACACUCGUACGCGAGCCCGGCCUCGUGCCGGCCCGCCGUCGCGCGGCCCAACGGUCGGGACGUCUACGAGCUCUAGGGUUACCAGUACGGCCACCUCAGGCACCGCGAGUGAACCACACCUAUUGAUCAUUUCUACCGUUAUUAUCACUUACCACCUCUUUUACAUUUACAUUUACAUUUAUAUAAGUACAUGUAUAUAUAUAUAUGUACGUCUAAUCAUGCCGACUGGUCCGUCAAUUGUUUCUCCGGUUGAUUGAUUCCCUGAUCAUCUCCGUGCGGAUAUGACUGCGUGUUUUAUGAUCAGUAUACUUUGUUCAUUUGGAUUUUAUAUUAUUAUUAACGUGCUUGUACCCUUCUUACAUACGCAAUCGUGUGUCGUCCAUUGACUUCUAAAUUUACACGUAUAUGUAUAUGUGCUCUGAGAGAUUCCUAUGAUGCGUAUAUAUGUUAUUAUAUACAGACUUACGGGGGGUGGGGGGCGCUGCAGCCCCUAAUGAGUAGCUAUAGUCUUUUGAA
This is a messenger RNA of Copidosoma floridanum, 1622 nucleotides long. Its product is annotated as adenosine receptor A1. Gene Ontology annotation, biological process: G protein-coupled receptor signaling pathway. Gene Ontology annotation, molecular function: G protein-coupled receptor activity. The record is from RefSeq and is a predicted model, not a curated record. Lineage: Eukaryota; Metazoa; Arthropoda; Insecta; Hymenoptera; Encyrtidae. Gene Ontology annotation, cellular component: membrane.